Messenger RNA from Leucoraja erinaceus (little skate), 4249 nucleotides. RefSeq names its product COUP transcription factor 2. Gene Ontology annotation, molecular function: RNA polymerase II cis-regulatory region sequence-specific DNA binding; zinc ion binding; nuclear receptor activity. Bases 958 to 2193 code for a protein of 411 amino acids. The transcript has 3 exons. Gene Ontology annotation, biological process: cell differentiation; negative regulation of transcription by RNA polymerase II; positive regulation of transcription by RNA polymerase II. Lineage: Eukaryota; Metazoa; Chordata; Chondrichthyes; Rajiformes; Rajidae. The record is from RefSeq and is a predicted model, not a curated record.
UUGAUUGUCAGUCGCCAGAAGCCGGCGCUUGGCUCCGUCACUCGGCAGCGCCUUAUAAGGAAAUCAUCUCCAUAGAAACGUGUCAGUUUGAAUAGUCGUGUCAAAGUUCACUAUAUACAGCCAUCCGCGCAGAUUCCCCCUUUCAGAAAAAUUACUCCGCAAGCUCGCUCGUUCAAAUCGGAUUCACUUCCAACCCCUUUUGCAUAUUUGAUCAGUUUGAUUAUCUCCUCUCUUCCUUUAUUUCCCUGCCUCUUCUCGCAUGAGAGAGGUUGCAUAGCUUCCCUUUUUUUUUUCUGCACGACGUCGACUCUUUUUUUUUUUGUAGUCCCUUUUCGCUGGCGAGUUGUUGACUCUCAUCGUGUGUGCGUGUGUGUGUGCGUGUGUGUGUGUGUGUGUGUGUGCGUGUGUGUGUGUGUGUGUGUGUGUGUGUAUGUGCAGUUCCAACACUACCGGUACGGCGAAGAAUCUAUGAUCAGUUGAUGGUCGUUCACUUCUACUCUGGAUCGUGCAUCUGCCUGCAAGAGUCGAGCCUUUUUUUUGCUUUCAGUCUUUAACCUUUCGUCCCUCUUUCUCAUUUUUUGAUGGGUUUCCUGAAUGGCUGACUGCGUGUUGCCCUGGUCGUGGCCCCCCGACUAUCGAAUCUUCUCUUCCGAUCGGGUCUGAACUGCUGCUGCUGCUCUCUGCCGCUCUCUCCCUCUCUCUCUUUCUCUCUCUUUCUCUCUCUUUCUCUCUCUCUCUCUCCCUCUCUGUCUCUGUCUCUGUCUCUGUCUCUGUCUCUCUCUCUCUCUCUGUAUAUUUUUUUUUUGGUCGGCUCAUCGCUUCUCCUUCCUUCAUUUUCUCCCCAACCCCGAUCCAAAAGACAAGACCUGUUCUUUUUGUGUGUGUGUGUGUGUGUGUGUGUGUGUGUUUUUUUUUGUUUUGUUUUUUUUCGCUGCCUGAUAACACUCUGCCCGAGAUAUGGCAAUGGUAGUUAGUACGUGGCGAGACCCGCAAGACGACGUGGCCGGAGCACAAGUCACACAGCCACCUCCGCCUCAGCAAGGACCGCAACAGCCUUCCGGAGCACCCCUUACCCCGCAGACCCCCGGCCAACCUGGAGGUCCGGGCACGCCGGCCCAGUCUAACCAGCAGCAGAGCGAGAAACAGCAGCAGCACAUCGAGUGUGUGGUGUGCGGGGACAAGUCGAGCGGCAAACAUUACGGCCAGUUCACCUGCGAGGGCUGCAAGAGUUUCUUUAAAAGAAGUGUGCGCAGAAACUUGACGUACACAUGUCGUGCCAACAGGACCUGCCCUAUAGACCAACACCACCGCAAUCAGUGUCAGUACUGUCGCCUGAAAAAAUGCCUGAAAGUCGGCAUGAGACGGGAAGUCUGUUCUUUUCGCACUGCAGCAGUCCAAAGGGGAAGAAUGCCGCCUACACAACCGACUCCAGGCCAGUUCGCCUUGACAAACGGAGACCCACUCAACUGCCAUUCCUAUUUAUCGGGAUAUAUCUCCCUGUUAUUGCGGGCCGAGCCUUAUCCGACCUCGCGUUAUGGCAGCCAGUGCAUGCAACCGAACAAUAUAAUGGGCAUUGAAAACAUUUGUGAACUGGCCGCUCGGCUGCUCUUCAGCGCCGUGGAAUGGGCAAGGAAUAUCCCUUUCUUCCCGGAUCUGCAGAUCACAGACCAGGUGGGCUUGCUGAGGCUGACCUGGAGUGAGUUGUUUGUUCUGAACGCUGCCCAGUGCGCUAUGCCCCUACAUGUGGCUCCACUGCUGGCGGCCGCCGGGCUCCAUGCGUCCCCUAUGUCGGCAGACAGGGUCGUCGCUUUCAUGGAUCACAUACGGAUCUUCCAGGAACAGGUCGAGAAACUCAAGGCUUUGCACGUCGACUCGGCUGAGUACAGCUGUUUAAAGGCCAUCGUCCUCUUUACUUCAGAUGCGUGUGGCUUGUCUGAUGUGGCCCAUAUAGAAAGCUUACAGGAGAAAUCGCAAUGCGCUCUGGAGGAAUAUGUUCGCAGUCAGUAUCCGAAUCAGCCGACCCGCUUUGGAAAACUUUUACUCCGUCUCCCUUCUCUUCGCACCGUCUCAUCUUCUGUCAUCGAGCAAUUAUUCUUCGUCCGCUUGGUAGGUAAAACCCCCAUAGAAACCCUGAUCCGUGAUAUGUUACUAUCAGGGAGCAGCUUCAACUGGCCAUAUAUGUCGAUUCAAUAAAUAGGAAGGUGGAAAAAAGGCAAGUGACAUUAUUUUGCAAAUUCCUUCUGUAAAGGAGGAAAUAAAAGGCUGUUACAAGUUUACCUAUGUGACGCACAAAAAAAAAAUUGAAGAGUGGGAAGAAUUAAAAAAAAGGACUGUGGAUUUCAAUGACUGUACACGAACUUAAAAACAAACGCAUUCAAAAACUCUUCUGUGUCGUUCAGAACAACUUGCUACUUAUCAUUUUGUAACAAAAGGAAUUUAGUCUUUUAUUUUGGUUUAUUUUGUAAACUUUUGAGAAAUAUCGAUACAAAGAUAAGUGCAUUUAAACAAGGAUUUCAAAAUUAGGAGGAAAGAAAAAAUGACAUUUUCCAAAUUAUUAUAAAUUGUCCGGUGUCUAUGUAUCUAUAGCUGUUUUGUAUUAUUCCUGGUUUCAAACCAGUCUCCUCUGUGGUUCUCUACUAAUAAUUUUGAUAUAACCAUUGCUUCUUAUCAGAUACGGUGUAUCACGUGAAUGUGUUCUGCAAGAAUUAAAACGGAACCCGCUAAAAUGUUAGAUGAAAAGGUUUUUUUUUUUAAAAAAAACAGAAUCGCAACUUAAUGCUGGAAGCGCACUUAUAGUGUUAACUCAAAAUACGUUUAAUUUGGGGGGGAAUGGACUGCAGACCAAUAUUAAAUGAUACACACUUGUAAUUUAAAAAUCCAUUGUUGGAAACUCGUUAAUAUUGACAUGUGGGGGGUGGGGGCGGGAGAACAUUGUGGGUAUAUAUCUGAAAGCAAAGAUCCUUUAUGUGUCCAAGACACAGUACAAUAUUUUUCAUUAAGUCUAUGUGGCUCAAUUUAGUUCCUGUUGCAGUAUAGAAUCUUACGAGGUUCCAAAACACGCCUGUUUGUAUAUUUCCCACCCAUUUGUAACAAUUAUAAACCCUUAGCCCUUUUAAAGGAAAAACAACCACGAUUUAUUUUCUUGGAUUCAGCAUGGAACUCAAUGUCGGCACUUACUAUUUUACGUGUGGUUAAUUAAGUAUCUGGAGUUUACAGUCGUGUAUACAAGCUGAAGGGUUUUUUUAAGUGCAAAAUUUCUGUACUGUAAAAGUUAUGAUUGGAUUGUUUGGUCAGUCUUGUGUGUUAUAUUCAAGAAAAAAAUGAAAGUAUUCGGAGAUUAUAAUAUUAUUUGAUAUAUGGAACUUUUCGCUGUUACAAUUGUAUGUUCACCCAAGGAAAAAAAAAAUCUCAUUACAAUGGUCAAACAUCGCAGUUUACUGGAGUCAUUACAAUCCGUGCAUUAUUUGUGUUAUUUACUCUAUAUAACUGUAUAGUUUCCCGCCACAGUCUGUAGUAGUGGACAAACCACAUGCUUUUUCAAUGAAAGCAUAAGUCGUGGACUCAUGCUGCUCCUUGCCUCUAGGUCUUAGCGAUGACACCCUAAAUAUACCGUCAAAUGGCCCCUGUGCGACACACCGUACCCCUUUCCUUUUUAAAUUCAAAAUGCCAUGGGGAUUUUGACCACCGACCCUUAUUUAGUUCUAACUUAAGUGCCUGUGCAACCAAUGUACAUUAGACAGGUGUUAGGAAGCAUGGAUCAUUAUGUGUGUUAAUGGUCAGGGUUUUGUUUUGAAGCUUAUUGUGUCUGAAGUUCACGCACAUAACACACUUAAACAAGCAAUUGCUACUAGGAACAGUGUUGAUUGUAAAUAAAAUAUAUUAAAUGAGAUUUAUUCCAAAAAAAAAGUAUGUCUGGAAAAAUGUGGUUGCCAAUUUUUGUUAUUGGAAGAUCUUCAAACGGAGGAUGAUGUGGCUGGCGUUUGAUGUGUAGCACUACAAGUGAGCCUGGUUUUAUGUAUAUAAAUAUAAAUUCAUUUGAAUUUUUAUAUAUGGAAAUAGACUGUGAGAGCAUGGCCACAGGUCGCGAAUACAUUUAACAUUUGUUACAUACAUGUAAAUGUUUGAUUGUAUAGAGGAUAUACAUUUGGGCGAAUGUACGGCUUCAGUGCUCCCAUAUACCCUUGUUUAAAAGCAAAACACACACACAUACACACACACACACACAUACAUAUAUACACACACACACACA